CUUCAAAACAAGUGGGAGGUGUAGCUAAAACGUGUUAUUAACCUCUAGUUUGGUGGAUUUUAAAUGUAAUAAAGUCCAUAUUAAAUAUAACGCCUAUGAAAUGCAUUCAGUCGAGUACAGUAAUAGGAAACAGAUGUAAACGAGUGCUACCUUAAACGCAGCUUUCUAUUGAGAGUCUCUGGACACACGUCAGUAAAGUUGUUUAGUUCAUUAUUAUAUCAUUAUGUGGGGUGAGAUUGAACCUCCUGUUAAAACACAGCCCAGGUUGUCUGAGAGGGAUGAGCAGAGAAGAUUACCAGAAGACACGGUGACACCGGCACAAGAACACAGCCCCGCAGACUGUCAGCAGCUCCCGCAACACACCAAGCAGCUCCCGCAAGAGACCCAGCAGCUCCCGCCAGAGACCCAGGCUGUGUCCCGUUCCGUGACUGACAUGUUGGAAACCAUAGUGCUGAGUGGAAGCCUAGUGAAGAGCCAGCAGAUCGGAGAUGCUGAACUGACCCCAGAGGAGUGCAGAAAGGAGCUGCUGAAUCAGUUCAGGAGCAAACCGCUGGUGUUCCUGGAGAGGUACCAUGCCUGCCUGAAAACCCAGCAUCUGUCAGAAUUUACCCACGUCAGCUCAGACCCACGUGCUCAGUACUACAGCAAAGUGAUACAGAGACGAGCUGCAGGAUGCACCAACAGGACCAGGGUCCGAAACCAUCGCUACGCUGCCCUCAGGGCCCUGCAGAAUGAGGGUCAGUAUUUCAGUGAGGAACAGAUGCGUAUGAGGGAGCCACUGCUAUAUGAACAGUAUAUCGGCCAAUACCUGACAGAUGAGGAGGUGCUGGAGCGCUCCCAGGAGGCCAUGAUGGACGGUGCACAAGGGGGACCAGGAGCACCCGGGGGAGGCACAGGAGGGCUCGCACACCUCCUCCUCAACUCCUACCAGGAGCGUCUCAUCCAGGAUCGCCUGCAGGAGGAACAGGAGAGAGAAGAGUGCACACAGGAGGAGGAGGAUGAGGAAGAUGAAGAUAACACAGUCCAGGAGAAGGCAUGCGAGCCAACCUCUGAGGAGAAGGCUCUGCUCAGGGAGGAGUUCAUCAGUCAGAUGCACCAGCGCUUCCUUGAUGGCAAAGACAAGGAUUUCAACUACAGUGAGGUGGAUGAUAACCCAGACUACGACAACCUGGACAUAGUCAACAGAGAUGCGGAGGAAAAAUAUUUUGAUGAAGAUGAUGAGGAGGAGGAAGAAGAAGAAGAAAACAUGAUAGAAUAGUUGCUGUUGUAAUAGUAAUAACUAUUUAACAGUUUCUGCUCUGAGGGAACUGUGAAUAAAAAUGUACAAAAUAAUAUGUAUUCUUUUUUUUAAAGUUACAUCUGAAUGUUUAACAGCUGGUAAUAAAUAUUGUUUUGUGUUUUUUUUUGCAA
This is a messenger RNA of Scomber scombrus (Atlantic mackerel), 1410 nucleotides long. RefSeq names its product coiled-coil domain containing 97 (gene ccdc97). NCBI's taxonomy places the organism in Eukaryota, Metazoa, Chordata, Actinopteri, Scombriformes, Scombridae. The coding region runs from base 224 to 1258 and encodes 344 amino acids. The transcript is spliced from 7 exons. The record is from RefSeq and is a predicted model, not a curated record.